This is a messenger RNA of Leishmania major strain Friedlin, 2838 nucleotides long. RefSeq lists its product as hypothetical. The record is from RefSeq and is a predicted model, not a curated record. Bases 1 to 2838 code for a protein of 945 amino acids. The transcript has a single exon. Lineage: Eukaryota; Euglenozoa; Kinetoplastea; Trypanosomatida; Trypanosomatidae.
AUGCGGAGUGCCCUCUCGACAACGGGCACGAGACACAGGCACACCCGGGGACCCACUAGCACUACCCGCAUCACCCCACUACACAUGCCGUCCUCCAGGGUGCACCCUGACGUGAGGGCGAUGGUGGUCGUCGUGGACGUGGCCCGCCCUCUUGCGCAGGCGACAGUCUCUUCCUUGCCAACGACGGCCCUUGCGGUUGAGCGCCUCGAGAUCGACGUGGAUGUUGUACCCUGUAGCACAACGGUAGCCGCGCUGCUCACUGAUGUGGCGGUGGCUCUGCAGGAGAUGCAGCUGACCAUGUGUGUCUCCCUGCAGGCGGCCGCGUUGGCAUCAGGGAGAGUGUUGCCUCCGGUAGCGUGGAUACGGGAAGCCGUGGGGGUCAAUGGUAGCAGUGGCUUAGACAGACGGCAACGCUCAUGGAUCCCGUUUCUCGGACGCCGCUACGCAGAAGCUGUGCAGCACGCACCGAACUCCGUAGACUCCCGCCACAUGCCCGCUGCGGCGCCUGCGCUGUCGUCCUCGCUGGUGCUUCGCAUCGGGAGCGACUACGUCGUGGAAGACACGGCAGGGCAACUCAGCCCGCCAACCGCCGUCUGGUCGGUUGUGCCUCAGCCAAUGGAGGCCGCCAGCAGCAUUGCAGGCAAGGCACCUGCACAGGCAGCACUACCUAUCGCGUCCUCCCUCCAUCUGCUGACCCCAGACCCCGCGUCAGAGGGUGUCGCAGUGGAGGCACACGGCGCUCUGCACGCACCUCUUGCUGCUCUGCCCUCACCCUCACGAGGCGGCGCUGCGACGGUGAUGCCCGCCUCCAGCCGCGUUCGUGGCGGCGAUCUGCUCCCUGGCUCUCAGACCACCGUAGCCUCCGCCGCCGUGGAGAGAGCUGCCGCAGAUUUCAGUCACGACGAGUGCUUGUCGAUGCCCUCCCUUACUGUCGGCUCCACUGCGCCGCCACCGUCGCCACAGCCACCUCUCCCGCAGCAGCAGCCACCGGCACCCGUCUUAUCCCUCAAAGAUGCUGACGCGGUCGCCUUCGGCCACCUGCAGGCCCACCAGGCACAAAUACUGACUCGUGACGCUCAACGCUGCGACGACUCGCCCAACGCCAGCACCCACGUUGCCGCCCCUGCGGAGGGGCAGAGGCACCUUCAGCGCACUCUUUCCUGGGCCGCGGCCGAGACUGCCGUGCAGGCGGAGGUGGAGCGUCUGCAGGCAGAGCACGUGCUCACCGGAGAGCAGGGAGAGGGGGGCGCAGCGACAGCGACGAGGAGGGGCGCAGGUGCAAAUCUCAAUGAUGCCGCCAGAUGUGCUACACGCGAUGAGACGGCGAUACACACAGCAGGGCGGCGGGACGGCGGCUCUGCCUCCGACACAUUGUCUCCACCGCGACUGCGAGCGCCGUCGCUUGCGGCAGCCAGAGAGGAGAUCGGUGCCUAUGAGCGCGAAACAGCGGCGCUGCGCCGGGCAACGGAGAAGGCACGCCAGUGGCGAGAGUCGACGAAGCAGCAGUUGCGCGAGGAGUUCGCACGGCUGGAGAGGGAAGCAGCCGAGCGGAGUGCGGCGCUGGCAGAGCGCGACGUGCUGCGGCGCCGAGUGGAGCAACUGGAGGCGCAGGUGGCUGCUGCGAAGGCGGUGGAGGUGGCGCUGCUUGCGACGCAGGGGACCGCGGCCGUGCUCCCACCCGCGUCAGCAGAUGCCCAGCGGGUAAAGAGAGGUUGCCGAGGGACAAGCGGCUCUGCCAAAUCGCACCGGCCGUACGUGACAGCGGCGAUCGCGAUGCCGGCCCUCGAGUGUUUCAGUGAGACUUCCGCAUCGGAGCAUGGCGACUCCUCCGAGCACUCGUCGCCACCACUGCCGCCUGAGCCAGCGUUGCCGCCGCCGCCACAGGCUUACCGAUCGGCGCCUCGCGUGAACGGAUAUGCCGCGGAAUUCGGCAUGGGUGCGCAUUGCUGGUCUGGUAGGCGUGUUUCGCUUACCCAUUGCGACAGGGCAGCAGCGCCAACGACAAGCACUGCAUAUCCGCUGCCUGCAGCACAACGGCAGCCCUCGCACAGUCGGAGCGGGUUCGCUAUGGAGAGAAGCUUCCUGUCACCGUCCCUUGAGGCCGAGGUGCGGGCAGCGCUGGAGAGCGACGACGACGACGACACUGGUUCGUCCGUCACAGACAGCCGCAGCAACGGCACGGCGAGCACCGAGGCAACGGUCGAAGGUGGUAGCGGGUGUGGCUGUGACACGAUUGCGGGGAAGGGUGCAGAGGCGGCGCGGCAGCCACCUGCGGUGGGGACGCGACGGCGAGGGCAGCGAUCGACUGCCACCGCGAGUCGCACCGCAGGCGAUGCUUCAUCCGAGUUGCUCAGGGCUUCUUGGAUGACUGUGGAUACCGCUGCUCCUGCUGCGGCUGGUGCUGCCGUCGAUGCAACUCCGUUCUGCACGGCCGCCAGGACCGCCUCGUCGCCGUACCCCGCCAGCCCCUCUGCGACGUCUCCACAUCCGCACCGGGCGGGUGCAGCAGCGUUCGCUGUCCUGCCUCGCCCCAGUGGCGGUGGCGAAGGCACCACAGGGCACGGAGUCGGCGCCUAUCGGCAACCGCGGAGAGGAAUGGCGAAGGUGACAGCGACUGCCUCUGGUGCUGGGUGCAGCGCCACUGCUGUCCAUCUCAGGCUCGCAGACAGGCACCUUGCUCGUAUCGCUCUCGGCGACGGUGACGUGACGUCGUCGCCGAUGGACGUGUCGAGUGUGCGUGACACCAGCCGCCGCAGUCUCAGUAGGGGCGGGCCGCCGUCACGACGACUGGGGCAUGGAUACCUGUCCCCGUCGCGGUGCACCACCCCUUCCUCCUAG